AUGAGUGCCAAGCCACUGCUCGAGCGCUUGCUAAGCCUCCAAGAGGACUCUGCCGCCAGGCAGUCCAAUGUGCCUUCGCAAGCCACCACAAACCCCCAAGUCGGCCUCUUGAGCCCGGAGGAGAAGAAGAUGACAGAAAUAGGCACUAUGCUCAAGGAUAGGGCCACAAUCACCGUCAAAGAUCCAGACAAUGGGAAUCUCAAGAUGAUAGCCACGUUUAGCGCCUGGGGAGGUAACCUAUUUGCCGAAGCUAAGGAGAAGCUCAAAGCCUGCCAGAAAGAUCUCGAUGCCAAGGUCGAGCUUCUUGCAUCCCAGGAGAAACAAACCAUUGCUGAGAUGACAGAUGCCGAAAAGGCCAUUGACUACCCCCUUGGGGAUUCGCUCGUUCAGGACAAUCAUAUUGCAACAGAUGAGCCCAUUUCUCAUACGCAGAGAUCGCUUGCCGAUGCCGUUCAGGCUGCCUCGGUUCGGUUGAAGACUGUCAACGACGAGCUCAACGCCCUCUAG
Molecule: messenger RNA, 507 nt
Organism: Parascedosporium putredinis
Lineage: Eukaryota; Fungi; Ascomycota; Sordariomycetes; Microascales; Microascaceae
Source: the annotation of a GenBank genome assembly